AUGGGUCCAGAGGCCGUCGGACUAGUCCCGCUGGUCCUGUGCCUGGCUGUGGCUAUCCUCUUGGGCCAUGCAGUGCACGUGCGACGCAUCUUCUUCCUCACCGAGGCGACAGUGUCGCUGUUGUCCUGCCACAUCUUUGCCAACUUGUGCUGCGUGCUGGCGCCGGCUGCAGUGCUGGCUUAUUACAUGAUCUUCUUCGAUGUGCUGCUGCCCCCAAUCAUCUUCAAUGCGGGGUUCAGCGUGAAGAAGAAGUCUUUCUUCCGCAACUUCACCACCCUGGUGCUGUACGGCGUGCUGGGCACAUUCAGCACCUCGGCGCUCAUCGCCACAGGCUGCUACAGCAUCCUGUCGAGCGUGGGGCUGGACGGCCACCUGGUAGCCGACAGCCUGGCGCUGGGCACCAUCUUCAGCUCGACAGACAGCGUGGCCACCCUGCAGAUCCUGGACCAGGACACGGCCCCCGUGCUGUACAGCCUGAUCUUCGGGGAGGGCGUGGUCAACGACGCCACCUCCAUCGUGCUGCUGCGGGCGGUGCAGAAAAUCAGCCGCAAGUCUGAGCUGACCGCCGACACGCUGAUGCUCGUCAUCCUCAACUUCUCCCGCUUGUUUGUGCUCAGCCUGCUGCUGGGUGCAGGCGUGGGGCUGGUCAGCGCCUCCCUCAUCAAGCGCUCCUUUGUGCACCACUCAACCGAUCGGGAGGUGUCCCUGAUGGCGCUGCUGGGCUUCCUGGCCUACCUGCUGGCCGAGGAGCUGCAGCUGUCGGGCAUCUUCAGCGUCUUCUUCGCGGGGCUGACCAUGAGCCACUACACCUGGCACAACCUGUCUCCCUCGGCCAAAGUGGUCACAGUCUACCUGUUCCGCAUCGUCUCCUUCACCGCCGAGCUCUUCCUCUUCCUCUACGCCGGCUUCUCCAUGUGGAGCACCACGCUGUGGCAGGGAGACAUCUACACGCGGGCCAGCGCGAUGCGGACGGCAGGCCUGCUGGCGGCGGCGCUGGUGGUGCUCGUGUUUGCGGCGCGCGCCCUCACCCUCAUCCCCCUCACCCUGCUGGCCAACACGUGGCGCCCCGCGGGCUCCAAAAUCACAGUCCGCCAGUGGGCCGUCAUCUGGUGGGCUGGCAGCAUGCGCGGGGCAGUCACCGUGGCCAUGGCCUUCCAGAACUUUGGGCGGCAGAAGGAGGAGCCGACAGACAACCAGGUGCUGGUGGUGGCAUCCAACGCCGCCGUCAUCUUCAUCACCGUGGUGCUUGGAGCGGUGACCAGCACCCUGCUGGGGUGGCUGAUACCCAAGGACGAGCUGGCUCCCGCCAACACCUUUGCCACGCUGCCUUCCAUCCAGGAUGGCGUCAGCCCGCCGCUGCUGGCCACCGCGCUGCACUGGAACCGCGCCUCUCCCAUCUACCGGGCCUGGCACCACGUGGACCAGCGCUGGCUGCGCCCGCUGUUUGGGGGCCGCGCGCCGCACGCGGCAGGCUACCGCUCGCCGCCGCCCAGCCCCGGCAAGCGCAUCAUCCAGCGGGUGAUGGGUCCGGGCAUCAUGAAGCGCCUGGGCGCUGAUGCGCUGGAGGCGGAGGAGGAAAGCACGGCCCCCGGAUCCAGCCUGGCCUCCAGCUACGGCGCCGCCUCCAGCCACGGCCCCGCCGCUGCCCUGCGCCAGCCCCUGCUGGGUGGCAGUGGUGGCCACGUCGUGCCUCCGCCCUCGUCGGCGCCAGGGCUUUCGAACGCCAAGUCGGGCAAGCGGCGGCCGGACGCGUUCCGCCUCUGGCCGGCCGCCUUGGAGCCAGAGGUGCCGGCUGCAGAGGCGGGGGCUCGGUCGGCCGCGCCGCCACGCGCGGCGGCGGCGGCCACCCCGCCGCUGUCUGUGCGCAGCCUGGAGGCGCUGGACAUGCACCCAAGCACCGCGGUGGAAGAGCUGUUCAACUGCGACUCCAACCGGCUGGACAGCCUGAGGAGCCAGCAGCUGGACUGGAAGGACAGCAGGCAGUACGGCGAGGCGGCCUGGCUGGCGGCGGGGGCCCCCAGCGACAACAGCUCGGGGGCCUCUGGCUCGCAGCUGCAGCAGGCGGUGCUGGGCGAGGAGGAGGGGGCCGGGGAGGAGGCCGAGGGCGCUGCCAGCGGCGCAGGGCCGCCGGCGCGCGACUACGCCGCUCGCAGGUCUCCUUUCCAGUAG
Molecule: messenger RNA, 2169 nt
Organism: Chlorella variabilis
Lineage: Eukaryota; Viridiplantae; Chlorophyta; Trebouxiophyceae; Chlorellales; Chlorellaceae
Exons: 17
Coding region: 1-2169 (722 amino acids)
Biological process (GO): regulation of pH; sodium ion transport; proton transmembrane transport
Cellular component (GO): membrane
Molecular function (GO): sodium:proton antiporter activity
Source: RefSeq, a predicted model, not a curated record